GGGGGGUAAUGUGAUGGUGUUUUCCUCCUGCAUGUAUCAGUGAGGGAGUGUGAUGGUGGUGUUUUCCUCUUGCAUGCAUCAGUAAGAUGUGAAGAUGGCGGAGCUGCAGAUGCUGUUGGAAGAGGAGAUUCCUGCUGGUCGAGGAGCUCUGCUGGACAGCUAUGCCAACCUAGAGAGAGUCGCCGAGUACUGCGAGAGCAACUACAUACAGUCUCCAGAUAAGCACAGAGCUUUAGAAGAAACCAAAAGCUACACCACUCAGUCUUUGGCCAGUGUAGCGUAUCUGAUCAACACUCUUGCCAACAAUGUGCUCCAGAUGCUGGAUAUACAGGCGUCCCAGCUACGCCGCAUGGAGUCGUCCAUCAACCACAUCUCACAGACGGUGGACAUCCAUAAAGAGAAGGUGGCCAGGCGAGAGAUUGGCAUCCUCACCACCAAUAAGAACACUUCCCGCACGCACAAGAUCAUCGCACCAGCCAAUCCUGAGAGGCCUGUACGCUACAUCCGCAAACCCAUUGACUACAGUUUGCUGGAUGACGUAGGCCACGGCGUAAAGUGGUUACUAAGGUUUAAGGUCAACGCUCAGAAUAUGAAAGCAGGUACAACUCCACGCACAGCUGCCCCGACUCAGAAACCACCCAGCCCUCCUGGCCCAGGCAAAGGAACACUGGGGCGGCACUCCCCUUACCGGACACUUGAGCCUGUGCGUCCACCCGUCGUCCCUAACGACUAUGUGCAGAGUCCAACACGCAACACCGCACCACCCCUGCAGAGCCCGGCUAGAACUGCAUCCGUUAAUCAGAGGACCCGCACGUACAGCAGUGGCAGCAGCGGUGGCAGUCAUCCCAGCAGUCGCAGCAGCAGCAGAGAGAACAGUGGCAGUGGAAGUGUGGGCGUGCCCAUCGCCGUGCCAACUCCUGCCCCGCCCACGGCCUUUCCCGGUACAGCACCCGCCCCUCCCAACCCUCCGAAACCCCCUCCAAGCGUUACUAUCCCUGCCCCUCCCGUACCUCCGCCACCACCCACCCCAGAGCCAGUGCCCCCCGCCCCUGCCCCUCCCCCCGCUCUGCCAGCAGAGGGCCCUCCUGAGAUACCACAACCCCCACAGCUGCCCCCCAACCUUCCUGUUAGCACCAACACCAACCCUGCUGCUGCAACUAGCACCCCCGCUCAAGGCAACGGUCCUCACUUUUACAGUAUGAACCGGCCAAUGACGCGGCACCCCACGCCCUCUGUGGGAGGUUCCCUGCCCUAUCGCCGGCCGUCAUCAGUUACUGGACAGCCCAACAACAUGCCUCAAAACACUAAUCCAAACAUGAUCCAAAACCAGCUCAAUGGAGGGCCACACUACAACCUAAACCAAGCCCCUAUGGCCCCUCCUCCACCCCCCUCUAUUCUCCAGAUCACCCCCCAGCUACCACUCAUGGGCUUUGUGGCUCGGGUUCAGGAGACCAUCUCAGACGCACCUCCACCACCGCCCCCCGCAGAAGAGGUGGAGUUUGAGGAGGCAACCCCACCCCCGCCUCCUCCAGAGGACUAUGAGGAUGAGGAGGGUGAUGAUGAGGAAGAGUCAGCAGUGGUGGAGUACAGUGACCCUUACGCUGAAGAAGACCCGCCAUGGGCCCCUCGCAGUUACCUGGAGAAAGUGGUGGCGAUUUACGACUACGCGCGCGACAAAGAAGACGAGCUCUCCUUCCAGGAGGGGGCGAUCAUUUACGUCAUCAAGAAGAACGACGACGGCUGGUACGAGGGUGUGAUGUGCGGCACCACGGGGCUCUUCCCGGGGAACUACGUGGAGUCCAUCAUGCAUUACGCUGACUGAGCCACUGCUCCUCUGCCCAUCAUCUUCCUCAUUCAGACACACGGGAGUUCAGCUACACUACGUCAUGCACAGGCUUGUUCAAAACAAACCAACUGAGAGCUGCAGGAAAAACGAAGGCGUCGUGACCAGUGGCGAGGAUUUGAAUGGGAGAAAAACUGUUGAAAUGUGUAAGAUAAAUGCGUUUGGAACUUGUAUUCAUCUCUUAAUUUCAAUCUCUUAGAAACAUGUAUCAGAAAAGUGUUGGUUUGCUUGACUUGUGUUGAUAGUGAUCGCUUUGCUUUCGCUCCUAUCCGUCUGUAUUCUGGAGGAAUGGUUCUGACUUGUAGAAGGACAGUUAUCUUCUUUCAUGUCAUCACGAAAUCGGAAGACGGGCCACCUUGGACGUGCAUGUUCCUUUUACAUCACCUCUUAACCGUGUGCUGUCACUGACCAGCAAAUGAGAGAGAAGCUUUUGCCAAGAAUGACAGAACAGGGAUUUUAUGCAUUGUUGUGCCAGGUCAUAUAGAAACACUUCGAUACAGGUGGGCUUUUUUUUUCUUCUUUAGUUUGUCAUUGUGUUGGAAGUUGAAUUUCUUUGUUGUUG
This is a messenger RNA of Rhinichthys klamathensis goyatoka, 2405 nucleotides long. RefSeq names its product abl-interactor 2b (gene abi2b). The record is from RefSeq and is a predicted model, not a curated record. Bases 95 to 1822 code for a protein of 575 amino acids. Gene Ontology annotation, cellular component: lamellipodium. Gene Ontology annotation, molecular function: SH3 domain binding. The transcript is spliced from 12 exons. Lineage: Eukaryota; Metazoa; Chordata; Actinopteri; Cypriniformes; Leuciscidae.